Molecule: messenger RNA, 1032 nt
Organism: Aspergillus niger
Lineage: Eukaryota; Fungi; Ascomycota; Eurotiomycetes; Eurotiales; Aspergillaceae
Exons: 3
Coding region: 1-1032 (343 amino acids)
Source: RefSeq, a predicted model, not a curated record
AUGGAUUCAAUUACAAACUUCCUCGCCACCAUCGGCGAAGAAGUCGAAGAUGCAGAAGAGGAAUCCUUCCUCCUCUUCUCCCAAGACAUCCCCUCCGCCAACCUAGGCUUCGUCGACUCGCGCGCCACAACCAUCGACCUCACCAUCCACGACCAAGACUAUACCAUCCACCAAUCCCCUACUCUGUUAUCAUCUUCCAGAGCAGGCGGUACAACCGGUGCAGUCCUCUGGAAAAUCACUCCCCUCAUCGCAGAAUGGCUCUCCAACAACACCACAACCACCACCACCACCACCAACAAACCCAACCCCCUCUGGACACACAACAUCCUAACUCCGACCUCCACAAUCGUCGAACUCGGCAGCGGCAUCUCCGCCCUCCUAGCCCUAUCCCUCUCCCCCAAGAUAGCGCACUACAUCGCCACAGACCAGGAAUACGUGCAGAGAUUAUUCCGGCAGAAUCUGGACGAGAACGCCAACACCAUCACCACAAGGGGAAGUAAGUCCAAGUCGGGGAAGAAAUCCAGCAAAGCUUCUUCAUCCUCAGCAGCACGGAGAUCUCAACCGGGAAAUGGGAAUGGAAGUAGCAGUAAUGUGAUCUUCACCUCUUUGGAUUGGGAACUAGAUGUUGCGGACUCACUUAAAGAGAGUUUGGGGCUGUGCACAGCCACCGCUGGCAGCGGUAAUGAUGGUGAAGAGGAGGAGGACGAGGACGAUAAAGGCUUCGACGUGGUGGUGUCUUGCGACUGUAUUUAUAACGAGGCGUUGGUUGCGCCGUUUGUGCGCACGUGUGCGGAUUUGUGUCGGUUGAGGCCGGUGUAUGCCCCUCCUGUUGAUGGGGAGAGGUCUAGUGCGACGGGGAGGACGCCGACGGUGUGUGUGAUUGCGCAGCAGCAGCGGUCGCCGGAGGUGUUUGAGGCGUGGUUGCGGGAGACGCUGAGGGUGUUUCGGGUGUGGAGAGUGAGUGAUGAGAUGUUGGGGGAGAAGUUGAUGUCGGGGUCGGGGUAUUUGGUGCAUGUGUUGGUUUUGAGGUAG